Molecule: messenger RNA, 861 nt
Organism: Equus quagga
Lineage: Eukaryota; Metazoa; Chordata; Mammalia; Perissodactyla; Equidae
Product: olfactory receptor 13G1-like
Exons: 1
Coding region: 1-861 (286 amino acids)
Biological process (GO): G protein-coupled receptor signaling pathway
Cellular component (GO): membrane
Molecular function (GO): G protein-coupled receptor activity; olfactory receptor activity
Source: RefSeq, a predicted model, not a curated record
AUGAAUAACAGUAUUAUAACUGAGUUUAUGAUUCUGGGGUUCAGCCAAAAUCCUGAACUCCAGGGAGUUCUCUUCAUUGUCUUUCUCCUUAUCUAUCUUGUGGCUUUUCUUGGCAAUUUGAUCAUUGUCAUUACCAUAAUCUAUAACACCACCCUACAUACCCCCAUGUAUGUUCUCCUUCUAUCACUGGCUAUUAUAGACAUCAUCUGCACAACAAGCAUAAUACCCAAGAUGCUUGGGACCAUGUUAACAUCAGGAAGGACCAUUUCAUACGGAGGCUGCACAUCCCAGCUCUUCUUCUUUACAUGGUCCCUGGGAGCUGAAAUGGUUCUUUUCACCACCAUGGCCUAUGACCUCUAUGUGGCCAUCUGUUUCCCUCUUCACUACAGCACUGUCAUGAACCACCAUAUGUGCAUGGCCUUACUCAGCAUUGUCAUGGCUAUUGCAGUCACCAAUGCCUGGGUACACACAGGUCUCAUCCUGAAGCUGACCUUCUGUGGACCAAAUACCAUUGACCACUUCUUCUGUGAGAUACCCCCACUUCUGUCUUUGUCCUGCAGCCCUGUGAAAGCCAAUGAGGUGAUGGUCUAUAUUGCAGAUAUUACCCUGGCAGUGGGCAACUUCUCCCUCACCUGCAUCUCCUGUGCUUUUAUCAUUGCUGCCAUUCUCCGCAUCCACACAGCAGCAGGCAAGAGAAAGGCCUUUUUGACAUGCUCAUCCCACCUAAUAGUGGUGUCCCUUUACUAUUGCCCUGUAAUCUACACCUGCAUCUGCCCUGCUUCCAGCUACACAUUUGAAAGAGACAAGGUGGUAGCUGCACUCUAUACUCUUGUGACCCCCACAUUGAACCCCGUUGUGUAG